Monopterus albus (swamp eel) is the source of this 1677-nucleotide messenger RNA. It is a transcript of the gene ism2a, whose product is annotated as isthmin 2a. The record is from RefSeq and is a predicted model, not a curated record. Lineage: Eukaryota; Metazoa; Chordata; Actinopteri; Synbranchiformes; Synbranchidae. The annotation marks the transcript as partial. The transcript has 6 exons.
CUUUGGCGUCGGUGUCCGUCAGCGGAUUUCCCACAAACUUUAAAAAGACUUCAGUCAGAGACAGAAACGCUUCAGCGUCCCGUACUGAGGUCCAGACACCACUGGUCCCAACGCCGUCACAAGGGUGUUCUCCCCCCUCCUGAACCUGAGGAGGAUCCUGAGUCUUUUAUCCUGGACCUGAGGAACUUCCCAGAGCUGGCCACUGCAAACAUGGGCUCACAGCACCCUAACAUCCAGGUGACCAUCGAGGUGGUCGACAACACCCAGACUGAGACAGAGGUGGAGAUGGAUCUGGCCAAGGAAGGACAACGUAAUGACUGGUCUCUGUCAUCCUCAGAGUGGGCCAACAACCACAAGAAACUGUUCUGGCCGUUGUUCUGGGAGUAUCCUGAGCAGGCGGAGAACAGGUUGGGAAGACUAAGAUUGGAGGAACAGUCUGAGGACUAUAACUAUGAUGUGGAGGAACCUGUCCUCAGUGGAGUAGGUGCAGACUGGGGAGAACACUGGAACAAAGACCGGGAUACCAAGGAUAGCUAUGAGUACGAGGAGAAGUGGAGCAGCUGGGCUCCUUGCAGUGUCACCUGUGGACACGGGACACAGAAACGCACCCGUUCCUGUGGCUACGCGUGCACUGCGACUGAGUCACGUACAUGUGACCUGGAGGGCUGUGCUGACAUGGUGAUUGCAGUGACUGAGCUGACACCCAUGCAGAUGACAAAUAGCACCGACUCCCUGGACAUAAAUGUAGACAGCUGUGAGAAGUGGCUAAGCUGCAAGAAUGACUUCCUCCAGAAGUACCUGCACCAAGUGCUCACGGAGCUCCCCAGCUGUCCCUGCUCCUAUCCCUCUGAGGCUGUUUACAGUUCCGUCAACAUCCAGGACAGCAAACUUCGCAAGACUUACCGCUGGAGGGAUGUGAGUGGACCCAAAGAACGUCUGGACAUCUACAAACCAUCAGCCAGAUUCUGCAUUCGCUCAAUGCUAUCAUAUGACAGCACAACAUUGGCAGCGCAGCAUUGCUGCUACGAUGAUCAGAUGAGACUGAUAACACGUGGAAAAGGAGCAGGAGCACCUAAUUUAAUUAGUACAGAGUUUUCACCGGAGUUGCAUUACAAGGUGGACGUAUUGCCUUGGAUCCUGUGCAAAGGGGACUGGAGUCGGUUUCACUCGGUAAGGCCACCCAAUAACGGGCUAGAGUGCGCAGACAACCCCCUUGAACAAGUGUUUCAAAUGGAACUCAAAGAGGCCAGGGAGUAUUGACACUGUGGGGGUGUGCAGUCAUAACCAGAAGGAAGGAUGACAUGGUGGUUGCUAAUUUAAAUUGCCAUUUGUCCUGUGUAUCAUCUUCAUCCUGCAUGAGCACAGAAAAAGUGAACUGCAAUAUUACCAUAGAGUUUCUUUGGUACCAUGAAGAUUUUUGGCACAGCUCAUAGCCUCCUAGAUCAACUGAUGCUUGGAUAACACUGGUUUAAGAUAGGACAUAACUUUUGAUGAAAAUAUGUUUGGAAGACAUAGACAACAAAGACUGGUGAAGUGUUUUUAUAUUUUUUACAAAAGUAGACUGUUAUAUGUAGACUGUUCAGAAAUGAAAUAACACUGAUGUUGGAAGGACAAUGAAAAUCAGUGUUUAAGUAUUUUUAUUUUCAGCUAAUCCCUGGCCCUGUAUGUAGCUGCUAC